This is a messenger RNA of Odocoileus virginianus texanus, 621 nucleotides long. The record is from RefSeq and is a predicted model, not a curated record. NCBI's taxonomy places the organism in Eukaryota, Metazoa, Chordata, Mammalia, Artiodactyla, Cervidae.
AUGAUGCCACUCGCAGAAGCAGGCUCCCGGGAUCAAGGAGGGGGCCCUGCAGGGACCGAGCAGGCCAGGCUGGGCUCUGCAGAGGCUGAGGUGGCUGCGGCCAAAGGAGCAGGGGUGAAGGAGGGGGCCUCUGCCUCGCGCGAUGAAUCAGUAUCUCCUUCAGUCCACCUGCGCGCAGGGAGCCUGCCACAUGGUUGGGUGCAGGGGACCGGACUCUCGAAGCUGGGGAAAGAGCCGCAGGACCUAGGAGCGCCCCCUGGAGGCGGGACGAGGCUCUGGCCACGCCCCUCGCUGCCCCGCCCCCAGGCCCCGCCCACUGUGUCCUCGGAAGUGGGGAAGCUCCGCCAGCAGCCCCGGGACAGGUGGCUCCACGGCCGGGGAAAGUGCCGGUGCCUCCCAGGGCAGGAGUCCCUUCUCCGCAGCCUCUGCCGUCCCCUGCGUCCCCACCCGGGCUUCCGCGAGUCUGACUCAGCCGAGCCCGCAUCGCUUCACCUCCUCCAACACACCCGCAGCGCACGGAGAAAUUACAGUAUUUCAGGGGCACUGCUAAUGCGCUCUAAUUACCUACCGCCGCUCUCUUCCGCGGCUCUCAGUGGCAUUGGGCCAACGCGCCAUAAUUAG